Molecule: messenger RNA, 2034 nt
Organism: Oryza sativa Japonica Group (Japanese rice)
Lineage: Eukaryota; Viridiplantae; Streptophyta; Magnoliopsida; Poales; Poaceae
Source: RefSeq, a predicted model, not a curated record
GCUCCAACGAGGCGCGCACAUAAGGAAAGGAAAACCUGCAACAACUCCAUGGUCUCCUCCCGUUUCGAUCAAACAAAAGACCAGAAAAUAAAAGAGAAAAAGGUAAUAGUAAGCCUCCGUUCCCAAACUCCCCCAAAGGCCUCCAAGCUCGAGCUCGACCCCGAACCGGAAACAUUCCUCGUCGGCGAGGAGCGGCGAGAUCCCCCGGGCCCCGGCCAUGGAGGGGCUCCUGUCCAAGCUCCGGAGCCUGGACGCCUACCCCAAGGUGAACGAGGACUUCUACAGCCGCACGCUCUCCGGCGGCAUCAUCACGCUCGCCUCCUCCGUCGUCAUGCUCCUCCUCUUCGUCUCCGAGCUCCGAUUAUAUCUUCAUGCGGUCACAGAAACAACACUAAGGGUUGAUACCUCAAGGGGAGAAACACUUCGCAUAAAUUUUGAUGUCACCUUUCCAGCCCUUCAGUGUUCUAUAAUAAGCCUUGAUGCAAUGGACAUCAGUGGACAAGAGCACCUUGAUGUGAAACAUGAUAUAUUCAAGCAGAGAAUUGAUGUCCAUGGUAAUGUUAUUGCAACUAAGCAAGAUGCAGUUGGUGGGAUGAAGGUGGAACAGCCCCUACAGCGGCAUGGCGGCAGGCUUGAACACAAUGAGACCUAUUGUGGCUCUUGUUAUGGUGCGGAAGAAUCUGAUGAGCAGUGUUGUAACUCGUGUGAAGAUGUUCGAGAAGCAUACAGGAAAAAAGGUUGGGGUGUAUCAAAUCCAGAUUUGAUCGACCAGUGCAAAAGGGAAGGCUUCCUUCAGAGUAUAAAGGAUGAAGAAGGAGAAGGAUGCAAUAUUUAUGGUUUCCUGGAAGUUAACAAGGUUGCUGGAAAUUUCCACUUUGCUCCAGGGAAAAGCUUCCAGAAGGCAAAUGUUCAUGUCCACGACUUGCUUCCAUUCCAAAAGGACAGCUUCAAUGUCAGCCAUAAAAUAAAUAAGUUAAGUUUUGGACAACGCUUUCCUGGUGUGGUUAAUCCUCUUGACGGGGCACAAUGGAUGCAACAUUCAUCAUAUGGAAUGUACCAAUACUUCAUCAAGGUUGUUCCCACUGUCUACACAGACAUAAAUGAACACAUUAUUCUUUCGAAUCAGUUUUCUGUGACGGAACAUUUUAGAAGUAGUGAGAGCGGUCGGAUACAGGCUGUUCCUGGAGUAUUUUUCUUUUACGACCUUUCGCCAAUUAAGGUCACAUUCACGGAACAGCAUGUGUCAUUUUUGCACUUCUUAACUAAUGUUUGCGCUAUAGUUGGAGGCGUCUUCACUGUUUCUGGAAUCAUAGAUUCAUUUGUAUACCAUGGCCAGAGAGCAAUCAAGAAGAAGAUGGAAAUCGGAAAAUUCAACUGAAUAUUGAAUGUAGCCUUCCUGUUGGUACUACCCACAACUCAUUCCAUUUUCAGGACUUACUUUUGAAGAACUAUUGUCACAGUAGGGGGCGAGGCCGCUCCAAGUUCAAAAAACGCCAGUGAACCAACCCACUAAUAUUUCUCAUAUGCUUUCUGCUCUGAAACUAUUGAUUCCCGUGCAUAGUUUAUAACCAACUGGUCAUCAAAGUACAAGUGACUUGGCUGCUUGCUUCCAGCAGAAGCUACCUGUAAAGGAAAUGGUUCAUCUGGUUAUACUGCCCUGGGGCAAACGGAGCAUUUCAGAGAUGCUCAAUUUUGUACACCAUACCAGGAAACAUUUUGUGUAAGCUGCAUUUUUUUUUCUUUUGUUGUAAAUCGGUGACUCCGUGUUAAUGAGCUCUUGCUUCUUUGUAGAACAGAAAAUUUUCCUGACUCCGUGUUUUAUACAUCAUAUUCUUUUACUUACCUGUAGCUUUCACAUGCUAGGUAAAAGAAUGUGUAAUUAUUUCGAGGAAAAGUUUCUUUUCUCCCUUGCUCCCCGUUCUCUACAAAGUUUACUGUAAUCGGUAGAAGUCAAUGACCAUUGUAUUAGAUAUAAAGUAACCAUGUGACGGUGUGGAUGGUAUCCCAUAAUGAAUGCACCAUGUCUUUUGCUCC